CUUCAAUAAAUUAAAUAACUUUUGCCCAAUUUUCCAGUCUUCAAGUAUCAUUCGCUCAUUUUUCUCCGUUUUACUACACUUCCCUCCCAUUUUCCCUUCUCUCUAUCUUGUCCACUACCUAUCUUAUUCACUUUGUCACAAUUGAAAAUAUAUGUAGUUGAGGAAACUGUAGUUGAUUGUUUUCUCCAUCAUUGCAAGUUGUGUGCAGAACUAAACAUGGCAGCCAAACGGUUAUUGGACGGCGACGAAGCCCUGCCGAACCGAAAACAGACGAAAACUAAAUCUUCUUUUGCUUCUGUGAUAAGAGAAGUGGUUAUGGUGAAUUUCUUGGAGGAUUUCAGCUCAACUUUGGAGCCAAUGCUUCGAAGAGUGGUGAGUGAAGAAGUGGAAAAGGCGUUGAUGAGCUGCCGUCACAAGAUGCUGAGGUCAGCACCGCCGCUGAUUGCCACGUCAUCCGCACCGGGCCCACAGCUCCACCUCAGAUUCUCCCAAAAGCUGUCCCUCCCAAUAUUCACCGGCACUAAGAUUCUGGACGCCCACGGCGGCCCUUUACAGAUCCUCCUAAUCGACUCCCAAUCGGGGCCGAACAACACCAAUAUCCCCAUAACUCACGAUUUCCCCAUCAAAAUCGAGCUCGUGGUUCUCGAUGGGGAUUUCCCAAAUAAUCUCAGUAAUAAUAAUAGUGAUGAUGAUGAUAAUAACACGGUGAUGACGUGGACGGAGGAGGAGUUCGAGAAGAGCGUGGUGAGAGAGAGGAGCGGGAGGAGGCCACUGCUGGCGGCGCGUGGCGGGAGCGGCGUGGAUCUGAGGAGUUUUCCGAUGAGGGACGGCGUGGCGUGCCUCGGCGGCGGCGGUGACAUCGAGCUGACGGACAACUCCAGCUGGAUACGGAGCAGGAGGUUCAGGCUUGGGGCGAGGGUGGUGGUGGCGCGUGAUGCGGAUGGCGGUGUGGUGCGCGUGAGGGAGGCCAUCACCGAGCCUUUUGUCGUCAAGGACCACCGCGGUGAAUUGUACAAGAAGCAUCAUCCGCCAACGCUAGACGAUGAAGUGUGGCGACUUGAGAAGAUAGGAAAAGGUGGAGUUUUCCAUCGGAAACUAGCAUCCCACGGCAUUGACACAAUUCAGGAUUUCUUGAAACUCUUCACUGUCGACUCAUCCAAACUUCGAAAGAUACUUGGAAAUGGAAUGUCCGAGAAAAAGUGGCAAUCAACCUUAAAGCACGCGAAGACUUGUGUCAUGGGAACCAAACUCUAUAGAUCUCACGGCGACAACUGCACUCUCACCUUCAAUCCCAUCUGCCAACUCAUCAAGGCUGAGUUUAAUGGCCGAGUUUAUUACGAAAAUGAGUUGAAAGAUAUGCAAACAGUAAGCACUCUCUGCCUGUUCAUACCUUUCGACCCUUUUCCUCUUUCGUACAUCAAAAGCUUGGUUAAUGAUGCAUAUGCAAAAUGGAGUUCCUUGGAGGAAUUGGACGGACUCGUUCACGAGACCGCACUACUAACUCAAGGUAAGGUACUAGCGGGCCAUCAACAAUUAGUAGGCGUUAAUGGUGGCUUCUCAUCAGGAUUAGUGCACAAUUACAUGGUUAUUGAUGAUGUUGUUGAUCGAGUCUACACUGAUGAUUGGCCUCUAAGUUUCUAUUCGACAACAGAUAGGAUGACUUGUGCAUCUUACAAAAGCACUGGGGAUAUUAGAUUUUCCUCCGAGUCGUCUUCUGGAAGUGAUAUCCUCUGAAUGUAUCGGGCUAAGAAAUGAAGAGCUAAAUUUAUUUGCACCUUUAGGUACCCUUCCUAUCAUCCUAUGAGAUGUAAAUAUAUAUGAUCAGUGUGUGUAUGGUGUUGCAGUCUAUCAAAUGUAGUGUGCACUUUUAUAUUUACUAGUGAGGUGAACGUGCUCUGCACGUGAACCAUAUAAUUUGUCUAAUUGAAUUUGAAUUUGUCAUUAAGUUAAUUUGAAGAUAUUAU
Messenger RNA from Striga asiatica, 1964 nucleotides. The record is from the annotation of a GenBank genome assembly. Lineage: Eukaryota; Viridiplantae; Streptophyta; Magnoliopsida; Lamiales; Orobanchaceae.